This is a messenger RNA of Drosophila ficusphila, 828 nucleotides long. RefSeq names its product trypsin. Gene Ontology annotation, molecular function: serine-type endopeptidase activity. The transcript has a single exon. The coding region runs from base 11 to 787 and encodes 258 amino acids. Lineage: Eukaryota; Metazoa; Arthropoda; Insecta; Diptera; Drosophilidae. The record is from RefSeq and is a predicted model, not a curated record. Gene Ontology annotation, biological process: proteolysis.
CGCAGUGAGAAUGAAUCGUUUGCUUUUGAGCGUGGUGGCGCUGGUCGCCUUGGUCUCCUGUGCCCAGGGACAUCCGGACAUCGACUUCCCCUUCGGAAGGAUCGUGAACGGCGAGGCCGUCGAAAUCGAGAGCCACCCGUACCAGGUGUCCAUCCAGACGACCAAGGGCUCCCACUUCUGCGGAGGAUCUCUGAUCAGUUCGGAUACCGUUCUGACCGCCGCUCAUUGCAUGCAAUCCUAUGCCGCCAGCGAGUUGCAAGUGCGUCUGGGAUCCACCUCCAGGAGCUCCGGUGGCGAAGUGGUCACCGUGCGGGCCUUCAAGUACCACGAGGGCUACAACAGCAAGCUGAUGGUGAACGAUGUGGCCAUCAUGAAGCUGAGCACCCCCGUCCGCCAGACCAGCAAGAUCCGCGCCAUCGAGCUGGCCGAUUCGGAAGCCGUUUCGGGAACCAAUGCCGUCGUCAGUGGAUGGGGCACCACCUGCUUCCUCUUCUGCUCAUCCCCCGACAACCUGCUGGAGGUCGGAGUGGAGCUGCUGCACUACAAGGACUGCGCCCAGGACACCUACAACUAUGGCAGUGACUCCAUCCUGGAGACCAUGGUCUGCGCCACCGGCGAGAAGAAGGACGCCUGCCAGGGCGACUCCGGCGGUCCGCUGGUGGCCAACGGCAAGCAGGUGGGCGUCGUCUCCUGGGGCAACGGAUGCGCCUGGACCGGCUACCCGGGAGUCUAUGCCGAUGUCGCCUCCCUCAAGAAGUGGAUCGACGAGACCUCUGCUUCCCUGUAAAUUUAGUGAAUAAAUGCUAUGGCAAGAGUUUUUUCAAAAAA